Molecule: messenger RNA, 1702 nt
Organism: Nothobranchius furzeri (turquoise killifish)
Lineage: Eukaryota; Metazoa; Chordata; Actinopteri; Cyprinodontiformes; Nothobranchiidae
Source: RefSeq, a predicted model, not a curated record
AUGCUGAUCCAGGUAAAGUAUGGUGACCGGCACAAGUAUGUGAAAUUGGAUGAGGCUGAGGGGCAGUUCGACUUUCAUCAGUUCCAUGAGAAAGUCUUGGAAAGAUUUUGCCUGCCACCUGAUGCAAGCAUUACAUACAAGGAUGCAACAGGAACUGAAGUUGAUGGAGAAAUAUUCAGUGACCUCAUUAUACAAGGCAAUGUGCUGCUGAUAGUCUUGUGCAAUGAAGAAUUGUCUGAAUCAAGUUUCAGCUCCAAUGCAUCAACAUCAACAAUAUUGAUGGAUGAGAUCCCACGCAAGAAGCAAAAAACUGAGAGUGCUAAUGUUGCAGUGUCAGCUAAAAAGCUGGUUGAAGGUGUCCUACGAAGCAAGUCUGGCGGUGAAGAAGUACUGCAGGAGUAUGAAACAACUGAAACCUUAACUGAUGCCACAAGAAGACAAAUGGUGAACAUAUUAGUGGCUCACAUGAUUGAUAAACAUGGGCAUCUCCCUACUAAAGCAAUCCGAGAGGAGUAUGCCCUGGGGAUAGUGACACUCUUCCCAUCCCUCAAGGAUCCAUAUACCAAGAAAGGCUAUGAACACUUUUAUGAUGCAGCAAGCAGCACAGGAUACAUUUCGUGGCGCCUUAAAACGGUCAAAAGGAAGAUUCGAAAAGGGUCACCUGUGCCACCAAGUAGCUCCAGUGAAAUUUCAUCUGGAGGCCCCAAUGUCCAGAGAGCUGUUAAUGUUGAAAUCCAGCUUUUUGGGGAUGCCUGCCAGGAGGCCAUAUCUCUGCUUAAUCACACCACUGACAGGACCCUGGUUUUUCAGAAGAUGAGAGAGACUUUUCAGCAUCGUCAGAAGCUUAUCAAAGAUACCAACGGAGGAACAGAUAUUCUGAAAACCUUCCCACGGUUCCUGGAUACAAAAGGACUGGUUGAACAAGACUUCAGUCUUCUGUUUAAUGAAGACACCUCCUCCAGACUGUUGCAGAAGUGGGAUGGGUUCUUCAAGCCAAAUGUCAUCAAGGAGGCAAAGCGGCUCACUUCAACACCUGAGUUAAGAAGUUUGGUCCAGUCAGCAGAACGAUCUCCAGGAGAUGAUCAAGAUGAGGCAUCUGCAUAUGACCAAGAAAUGGCCUCCUUGUUGCUGCUCAUACAUCUCCUUCCACCACCACCAGGAGGACAAAGGUCUCCCAAAAUUAGUGCCUGUGAUGCAGUGGAGAGACUUGUUGUCUUUCAUAAGUCCUGCUGCAGUUUGGAGGAACAUCUCCAGAGUCAGCUGGGUCGGCAGCCAUACCUCCUUGCUGUUGGGCGUCAGAGGAGCAAGAUUGAAAGCUUCUACAUUGUCAUGGAUAAGAGCCUCAUCCCAUGCCAGGCAAACCGAUCUCUUGGAGCAUUUGAUGAGUUAUUCAAAACACACUUUGUGUUUAAUGUCUCUUAUGAUGCUGCACUGGUGAGUUUUUAUACAUUCAUCCAGACAACAGUGUAUAACAUUGAUGUAGGCAAAAUGAAGGAGUCACCCAGAGUAAGGGACUUGAGAGCGAGGCUGCUUAACCAGCCAGUUGUGCUCUUCUGUGAAUAAGUCAGGCAAAAAAAUAUGUUGACCUGUUUUAUGUGUCAGAAACUGAUUCCAAGCAGUCAGCUGUUGAUUUCCCAUUUAAGAGUUGAGCAUAGCUACUAUCCUGGACCAAAGUUUAAAUUAUUUUGCUCUCAGCAAGGCU